Durotheca rogersii is the source of this 1819-nucleotide messenger RNA. RefSeq names its product ent-kaurene oxidase. The record is from RefSeq and is a predicted model, not a curated record. Gene Ontology annotation, molecular function: monooxygenase activity; heme binding; oxidoreductase activity, acting on paired donors, with incorporation or reduction of molecular oxygen. Lineage: Eukaryota; Fungi; Ascomycota; Sordariomycetes; Xylariales; Xylariaceae. The coding region runs from base 147 to 1772 and encodes 541 amino acids. The transcript has 5 exons.
AGAUCCGAUCACCAAUGUUGUGUAUCGGGAACUACACCCAUGAUAGGCGGUCAUAGACAUCCUCUUCCUUCUCCCUCCUUCUAAAUCCCUCCCGACCUCCCUCGUCGACGCCUUGCUUUCUUGCGUCCCCUUCUUCCCUGGCCACGAUGCCUUCCAUGGUUGAGAAUGCGGCCCCCCGCACGAACUUGACGGUAAUAGCGGACGUGCUACCCGACCCGGGCCUGGGAGCCAGCCGCCUAAACUACUACCUCGCCAUCGCCACGGUCCUGUUCUGCCUAUGGCUGUUCCAGUCGGGGAAACAGAAGUGUGGCGUUGCCGCUCCGUUCUACAAGGCGUCUCGGUUAAAAUGGAUGUUCAGCGCCGACAAGCUGAUAAUGGAUAGCUACUCCAAGUUCCGCGAUACCGUAUACCAGAUCAAGACGACGGAGGGCAUCCGGACCAUCAUCCCGGCGUCGUUGAUUGGCGAGCUCAAGGGUCUCCCUGAGGAUACCUUGAGCGCGAGGAUAGCAGUGAGGGAGGCUAUGCUGAGCGAGUACACCGAGCUCUGCGCCGGCGAUCACGCCGACACGCUGUCGCUGCUGCUGAAGUGCAAGAUGACGGGGCAGCUAGCACGGAUGGUACCGCAGCUCAAGGACGAGCUCGAGCACAUCCUCGCGACGGAGUUCCCGGACUGCCAAGACUGGACGCCGUUCAAGAUCCAGCCGUUCAUGGUGCGCACGGUGGCGCGGCUUAGCGGGCGCGUGUUCGUGGGGCCGGCGCUGAGCCGGGCGGAGGAGUGGCUGGACGUGAGCAUCAACUUCGCGGUGACGGCGUUCAUCGCGGUGACGAAGCUGCAGCUGUUCCCGCCGUGGAUGCGGCCGGCGGCGCGGCGACUGGUGCCGGAGCUGGGGGCGAUCCAGCGGGACCUGGAGCGGGCGCGGGCGAUGCUGGCGCCGGUCAUCGAGCGGCGGCUACACCUCGAGCGGCAGCAGCAGGAUUUCGGAGAUGACGACUACGACUACGAGAAGCCCGACGACUUCGUGCAGUGGCUGCUCGACGCGCUGCCCGCCGACCAGAAGACCGACUACCGCGCCCAGGCCAAGCUGCAGCUGCUGCUGAGCGCCGCCUCCAUCCACACCACCAGCAACCUGACCACUGACUGCAUCUACGACCUCGCCGUGCACCAGGACCUGCAGGAGGAGCUGCGCGCCGAGGCGCGCGAGGUGCUCGGCGACGGCGACGACCCCGCCGCCUGGGCCCGCGGCGACAGCCUGCACCGGCUCGCGAAGCUCGACAGCUUCAUCAAGGAGUCGCAGCGGCUGUCCGGCAACGUCACCUCCUUCAUCCGCAAGGUGACUCGGCCGAUCGACCUGUCGGACGGGACGCACCUGCCGGCGGGCACGAACCUGCUGGCGCCGAUGGCCGGGAUCGCGCGGGACGCGCGGUACUACGCGGCGCCGGAGGCGUUCGACGGGCUGCGGUUCUGGAAGCUGCGGCAGCAGCAGACGCCGACGCAGCCGCCGUCCCCGUGCGGCAGCGGCAGCAGCGGCGGGGGCAAGUGGCAGUUCACGAGCACGGGGGACGCGAGCCUCAACUUCGGGCUGGGGCGGCACGCGUGCCCGGGGCGCUUCUUCGCGGGGGCCGAGAUCAAGCUGGUGCUGGCGCACCUGCUGCUGCGCUACGACCUGCGGCUGCCCGCCGGCGCGCCGCGCCCCGCCCCCACCAUGUUCAUGAUGACCCGGUGCCCCAGCACCACCGCCGAGGUGCUGUUCCGCCGGCGCGGCGGCGCGUGAGCGAGCUGCCCUCGUGCUUCCCCCUUCCUCGCCCGCCGGGGAGAAGA